GCGCGGGCGCCUGCGCGAAGGAGCACGCAUGCGCAGAGGGGAGAGCCCGCUGACAGAUUCUCGGUGGCGGCGGCGGCGGCGGCGGCAGCGGCCCUGGACUGCGGGGAAUGGGAAUCCUACGUCCCUGACUGAGCACCUCCCCCGCCUCCCUGCCCCCGACAUGGCUCAGGAGAAGAUGGAGCUAGACCUGGAGCUGCCUCCGGGUACGGGCGGGAGCCCGGCGGAGGGCGGCGGCAGCGGCGGCGGCGGGGGCCUCAGGAGGUCUAACAGCGCCCCCCUCAUCCACGGCCUCAGUGACACUUCGCCGGUGUUCCAGGCCGAGGCGCCGAGCGCCAGGCGGAACAGCACAACGUUCCCGAGCCGCCACGGCCUGCUGCUACCGGCCUCCCCUGUCCGCAUGCACAGCAGCCGCUUGCACCAGAUUAAACAAGAAGAGGGCAUGGACUUGAUCAACCGAGAGACGGUCCACGAGCGGGAGGUGCAGACCGCAAUGCAGAUAAGCCACUCCUGGGAGGAAAGUUUCAGCCUGAGUGACAACGACGUGGAGAAAUCCGCCUCCCCCAAGCGCAUCGAUUUCAUUCCUGUGUCACCAGCACCGUCACCCACUCGGGGAAUUGGGAAGCAGUGUUUUUCGCCAUCCUUGCAAAGUUUUGUAAGUAGCAACGGAUUGCCUCCAAGCCCUAUUCCCAGCCCAACGACCCGAUUUACCACCCGGAGAAGCCAGAGCCCUAUCAAUUGCAUUAGACCAAGUGUUCUUGGACCAUUGAAAAGAAAAUGUGAAAUGGAAACUGAAUAUCAGCCAAAGAGAUUUUUCCAGGGCAUCACCAACAUGCUUUCUUCUGACGUUGCACAGCUUUCAGAUCCUGGUGUGUGUGUAUCUUCGGAUACCCUUGAUGGAAACAGCAGCAGUGCCGGAUCUUCUUGUAACUCACCAGCGAAAGUCAGCACUACCACCGACUCUCCUGUGUCACCUGCCCAAGCGGCUUCUCCAUUUAUUCCACUAGAUGAACUUUCGUCUAAGUGAUUCAUUCAUCUUGAGACUCUUUUAGCAGUGGAGAGAGAGAAUAAUCAAGUUGGAGCAAGCACUGAACUUUGUCGAUUAAUUUGAGGCUAUUUCCUAUUUGACCCCUUUUCUUUUUUGAAAUUUCCUGAAAUGAUGUUAUUCUAGAGAACUUCUAUGUCAGGUUCCUGCGGAUACCCUUGAAUUCAGUGUAGUAAUAUUUUCAGACGUUUCCCCAAUAAGUGUUUUGAAGCAUACAUCUUUACGCUGCUAAUAUGUCUAAAUACAUGUUAUCCCUUGAUUUUUUUAAAUAAUUGAGAGCUCUAUUUAUUUAUGGGAUUAUUAAGUUCUGAUGAAAAUAUAAAUGUUGACUUAUUCAGCAUAGUAAACUGAUGUUUAAAAUUUCAUACUUCAUGCCCACACUAAUUUUUAAUGCUAUUUUCAGUGGUUGCCAUUUUCCAUUUGAUGAAGAACGAUAACUUGACUAUACAGCUUUUAAAUACUUUAGUUAUAUCAAUCUAGUAGUUGUCUGUUUUACCCAGGAUUUCUUGGAUAUUUAGUUUUCUGGUUACAGAAGUGGAUGGGAGGGUAAAUGAUUAAAGAACAAAUUAUAAAUUUUGCAACAAAUCCUUUCAAAUUAAGUAUAAAAGUAAACAUUUAAGAAAAACAUUUUUAAUGAAAUUUUAAUAGUAAUUCUAGUCAGACAAAUACACUAUAGAGAAAGUAAAAAUUUUCUUUUUCUUUUUUUAACCAGAGAGUGCAUUUGCUUGGGUGUAAUCCUAAAGUGAAAUGGGGCAGUGCCUUGCAGUCUUUGCCCACUGUACAUAGGCUGAGGCUAGGCUCUUUGUACUACUGAAACUUAAAAAGUUUUGAAAUGUAGAAAAUGUGUGGGAAGGCUUGUUGAACUUCGGGGCACCCAGGUAAACAAUACUCUCUCAAUUGUUGAUAUACUUUAAAAUACUCAGUUGUGCUUCAGUUCCAAAAAUGAUUGCCAACCAGGAGCCAGGGCAAUUUUUGGCUGCUUUUCUGCUCUACCCAUCUGUCACCUUACUGGUUUUCCCUUGUUCAGGAAGAAAGCAGCUGUUUCCUUGCCAACAGGUCCUUCCUCUCCAUCUCCCACCAAACUAGGGCAUCAUUGAUUAGACAAAGGUACAGUGUAACUUGGAUCUCUGACAGCAACAACAGGACUGUGAAUUGUUUAACCUCUGUGGUUAAAGCUGCAGCUUGGUUGUCUGCCUUGGGGAUGUCGGUGAAUUAAGGGAUGAUGAUUUGCAAGGGAAAAUCAGUGGAGAGUCACAUAGGUAAUUCUUAUUAACUUAGGUUUUGCUAAAGGCAGAAUAGUGGAAUGUUCUUUUCUUUGCCUUUACAAUUAAGACAAAAUAUUUAAUAAGAAUAGCAAAUUGUUUUAUAUUAUGCUUCCUUAUACCUCAUAUAUCUUCCUUAACUAGAUAGUUUUACAGAAAGAAUGGCAUACAAAGAGUAAAGGGGAAAAAUAACUCAGAACAACAACAAAAAAGCUCUGACUUUUUAAAGUUACUUACGGAGACUAACAAUUUUGUGGAAUUUUUACAACUAUGAGAAUAAAUGGAACUGGUCAACUCUUGACAGUUGCCUCAAGAUGGAGUGAAAUUACAUCGAGGGUAAGACUGUCCACAGGUUUCAAAUUCUCUCUGGUUAAUAGUGUUCAUGUGCUCCCAUUCUCGACCUUGUUCUUUAAAUUUAAACUUAAAUAUUCUGACUUCUUGUUGAGUACCUUGCCCUGCUUCCAGAGGUAUUUGAACUUCAUUGUCUUCAACACAGAAGCGGUUACUUUUCUCAGUUCACCUGUUCUUGCAUUAUCACAAUUGAUGUCAUCACUAAUAUCCUAAGCUAGAAACCAUGGAAGCCUCUGACUUUUCCUUUUCUCUGUUGGAUUAGCUUAAUCACCAAGUCCUGUCAACUUCUGAAAUGAAUCUCAAAUUUCUUACCUUCUCUUAUCUGUUGCCCCUGAUUUUGCUUAAGUUUCAGCCUGUCUUCUGUCUCCUUUUGGUUCAAUCUUCAUACUACCUCUUGAGUAAUCUUUCUAAAAUUUAAACUUGAUGUGUUUUCACUCUCUUGCUUGAAAACCUCUUUAAGGAAUGGUUUCUUUAGCCUAAGAUAGAAGGUCCUUUAUGAUCUGGCUGUAUUCUGAAAUAGCUCCAAUCCUCUCAUCUCUGUCCCAGUAUACAUCUUCUUUCCUUCUUAUGCUGCAAACGCUAGACCACUUGAUAUUCUUCAAGUAUGUCAUGUACUUUCAUGUGUCUGUGCCCUGGGAUAGAUUUUUCCUUCUCCCUAAAAUGCCAUUCCUGUCCUUUUCAGGCAGGUAAAUUACACAUGAUUUUAAGUAUGAAGGCAAUGUAUACCUACUGAUUAUAAAAUAUUUAAACAAUGUACAUAUCUAUGUGUGUGUGUUUUUUUUUUAAGUCUGCUUUUAACUGUAAAAUUCAUUUUUCCUCUCCACAGGUAACUUCUGUUAACAAUUUGGUAUAUAUUGUACAAGGCGUGUUACUGGCAUUUCCAUGUAUAUAUGUAUAUAAAUGCAGGAAACCAACAUGUCAUUGACACCUCUCUUCUUUUCUUUCCGCCAUAUCUAGUCAUUCCUCAAGUCUGACUGAUUUUUAUCAGCUAGAAUCUAUCUCCUUACUUCUACUUCUGUUGCCACCCUGAUCCAGGCUACCAGCAUUUCACUCUUAGGCUUCUGAAGCAACUACCUAACUCCCACUUGUGCCCAUCACACUCGGUUGUCCAUCCACCUUCCAUACAGCAAGUAGAGUCAUCCUUUUGAAAUUGCGGCACUGAUCCAUCUCCCAGCUGAAAGCUUUUCAUUUUUUUCCUGUUGUUCUCAUGAGUAUGCCAAAAUGUAUGUAUUCUGGGCUAGGAGGCCCUGAGGAACUUGGUCCUUCCCUCUUCUUGUUUUCUGUGCUUCACCCUGUCUUGCUUUUCUUUUCCUUAAAUAUAUCAUGUUCUCACCUAUUUUAGAUCCUUUUCCUUGAAGGUAUGGAAACAUUUAUUUCUGUAAGCUUAUUCUAUAUAGUUGGUAAGUUUUUAAAUCAGAUGAGGUUCUAAGGGUAUAUGGACAAUUUACAUGAUCAUAGUAUUGUUCAUAACUUCAUUCUGUAGAAUGUAAGGGCUUAUUUAGCUCGUGUGAGAAUUAUCCUUCAAAAAGCAUUUUUAAAGUAUUAGUAUUGCUAAUCUGUAAACUUUGUGCAAGAAGCCCUAAAGCCAAUAGCAACAUUUACUUAAAGUACAGUUUGUCACAUGUAAUAAACCUCUGGUAUAUUUUCCUUUGUUGUGCACACAGUGUAAAUGGGAGAAAUAAUUAAGGAUCGUUAAAUCCAAGGCUGCUGGAUGUUAGGACCCUUAAGCGUACUUAAAAGAUUGAUUGUAAUCAAGAGUAACUUGUAUCAGGUUGCCUUCCAGUGAUUCACAUUUAUUAGUUCAACAAGUUACAUACCUAUAGCAAGAGACCACUUUACUUGGCAAUAAAAUUGGGGAAAGAAUCAAGACUUAAAUGA
Cebus imitator (Panamanian white-faced capuchin) is the source of this 4533-nucleotide messenger RNA. It is a transcript of the gene PABIR1, whose product is annotated as PP2A Aalpha (PPP2R1A) and B55A (PPP2R2A) interacting phosphatase regulator 1. Gene Ontology annotation, biological process: mitotic G2/M transition checkpoint. Gene Ontology annotation, molecular function: protein serine/threonine phosphatase inhibitor activity. The coding region runs from base 29 to 1024 and encodes 331 amino acids. The record is from RefSeq and is a predicted model, not a curated record. Gene Ontology annotation, cellular component: nucleus; cytoplasm. The transcript has a single exon. NCBI's taxonomy places the organism in Eukaryota, Metazoa, Chordata, Mammalia, Primates, Cebidae.